AUGGUAGGAUACGAAGAUGAUGACUAUUAUGUUGGGUUCUCGAGGGACCAGGAGUCGUUCAUACGAUCUCGGAAUGGGAAUAGCUUGAGUAUGAAGCGGACCUCGAUGCCUACUCGACAGGGCUCUCUGGUGAGACCAGAGAGGAAUAGAUUCGAUGAUCCCAACAACCCACAUCAUUACUAUGUCAAGACAGCAGAGCAGCAGAGAAGCCAUUUAAGUGUUCUACCGUCAUCCACAGGCGUAGCUCCUGGGAUCGCAAGAAACUCUGGGUCUCAGAGAUCUGAUAGAUCAAGGCUUGGUAGAUUAGGUAGGAGCUACUACAACGGCGAAGAAGAUGACUUUUACUAUCCAAUGCAAGAUCUCAGUAAAGAUAGGAGUGGGGACUCAAGAUACAAUCCGGAAGCAGAUUACCCAGAUCGGACGGCUUUAAAUAGUGACGAUGUGGCUAAUAAGAACGACAAUGAAGGUUAUGAAGAUGAAGAGAAUGAUUUUGACAAUAGUACCGAUGUAGAAAAUCAUCUUAUCAGUAAUAGGCCAACUUCUGAGCUAAAACCAAAAGCGGAAAGUACUAGAUCACUCUGGAUGAUUUACUGCUAUGUAGUAACAUUCUGGGCUGUCCCACCUCUCCUGUCUUUAUUUGGAAUGCCUGAGAAGGCCAGACAAAGGGCUUGGAGAGAGAAAAUGGGAUUACUCUCCAUAAUUGCUUAUAUUGGUGCCAUUGUUGCAUAUAUUACAUUUGGUUUCACCAAGACAGUAUGCGGGGAACAAAAAUUAAGACUCAAAAAUAACAGUGUUAGUAAAGAGUUUUCCAUUAUAAAUGGCCAGGCUUUUAAACUCGACUCAGGAACACACCCAGAAUUACUAGGACUUGAAGUAGACUCCACAGGAUUGUACGGGCCAUGGUCUGCUGCAGGAAAGGAUGCCUCCUUCUUGUUCCAAAAUGUUAACGGAAAUUGCCAUGGCCUAAUUACCCCAAAGGAGGAUUGCACGAUACCACAUAACGAUAAUGGAGACUUAGCAUGGUAUUUUCCUUGCAAAUUAUUCAAUCAAGAUGGGUCAUCUAAACCUAACUUCACAGUUGAAUACUCUCCCGGCUGGGAUUGUCAUACCUCUGAUGCUGAAAGAGAAGCUUUUUACUCCUUAAAAAGUGCAGCUGAGGUUUAUUUCACUUGGGAUGGGAUUAAAAACAGCUCCAGAAACCUAGCAGUUUUCAAUGGUCACGUUCUUGAUCUAGAUCUUCUUGAUUGGUUAGAAACAGACCAGUUAAAUGUUCCAUCGAUGUUUGAUGAUUUGAAGACCUCUUCGUUGCAAGGUUAUGAUUUGUCCUUAAUUUUGUCAACUGAUCAUGAAAAGAAAGUAGCCAGAUGUCUAACAGAGAUAAUAAGAGUGGGUGAAGUUGAUUCUAAGUCAGUUGGUUGUAUUGCAUCAGAUGUGGUACUAUAUGUGUCUUUGGUGUUCAUUCUCUCAGUAGUAGUAACAAAAUUUUUGAUUGCAUGUUACUUCCGUUGGUUUGUGGCUAGAAACCAGGGUGCUUACCCUGUUGAUAACAAAACGAUGGACCAACAUUUGAAGCAAGUUGAGGAUUGGUCUGAAAAUAUUUACUCUCAAGGUCCAAUUAAGACAGUUCAACCGGAGCAAAGACCUAAAAGGAAAACAAGAAGAAGAAGAUCAACAAUUGAUCUGAUCAGAAAGAAAAGUUCAAACUUCCUGAAUUUGACCGAAUCUGUGAUAGAUUUCGAUGGUGGUGACGGUGAUGGUACCGAUGGACCAGCUAUAUCUGGGAUGACUACUAUGACAUUGCAAAAUAACUGGAAUACUAACAACCUCAAUAAAGAAACACAAGCAAAAAAUUCUUCACCAUUUUUUAGUUAUGGGAAUAAUAGUAAAAUUAACCAGUUAGAUGCAUCUAUAAUACAUCCUGAUAUUGUUCAACAACCUCCAGUUGAUUUCAUGCCAUUUGGUUAUCCAUUAGCUCACACAAUUUGUUUUGUUACGUGUUAUUCGGAAGAUGAGAUCGGUCUGAGAACAACUUUAGAUUCUUUAUCAACAACCGAUUAUCCAAACUCUCACAAAUUAAUAAUGGUUGUUUGUGAUGGUUUAAUUAAAGGUUCUGGUAAUGAUUUAACUACACCAGAAAUAGCCUUGGGUAUGAUGGACGAUUUUAUUACACAACCUGACGAUGUUCUGCCAUAUUCAUAUGUUGCUGUUGCAUCAGGUACUAAGAGACAUAAUAUGGCUAAGAUUUAUGCAGGAUUCUACAAAUAUGAUGACUCUACUGUCCCAGUUGAGAAACAGCAAAGAGUUCCUAUGAUUACUAUUGUAAAGUGUGGUACUCCAGAGGAACAAGGGUCUGCAAAACCAGGUAACCGUGGUAAGCGUGACUCUCAAGUCAUACUUAUGUCAUUUUUACAAAAGAUUACUUUCGAUGAGAGAAUGACUGAGUUGGAAUAUCAACUAUUGAGAAACAUCUGGCAAAUUACCGGUUUGAUGGCUGAAUUUUAUGAAACAGUAUUAAUGGUUGAUGCUGAUACGAAGGUUUAUCCUGACUCAUUAACACAUAUGAUGGCAGAAAUGGUUAGAGACCCUCUUAUCAUGGGUUUGUGUGGUGAGACCAAGAUUGCCAACAAGGGACAGUCUUGGGUGACUGCAAUUCAAGUGUUUGAAUAUUAUAUUUCUCAUCAUCAAGCAAAGGCUUUUGAAUCUGUCUUUGGCUCUGUGACAUGUUUGCCCGGGUGUUUUUCCAUCUACAGAAUUAAAUCUCCUAAAGGAGCUGAUGGCUAUUGGGUACCCAUAUUGUCCAAUCCUGAUAUUGUAGAGAGGUAUUCUGAUAAUGUAACAGAUACAUUGCAUAAGAAGAAUCUGCUACUUUUGGGUGAGGACAGAUAUCUGUCAUCGUUGAUGUUAAAGACUUUCCCUAAAAGAAAACAAGUCUUUGUACCUAAGGCUGCAUGUAAAACUAUUGCGCCAGAUGAAUUCAAAGUGCUAUUGUCUCAACGUCGUAGAUGGAUUAAUUCAACUGUUCAUAAUUUGUUUGAAUUAGUUUUGAUCAAGGAUUUGUGUGGUACAUUUUGCUUCUCCAUGCAAUUUGUGAUCUUGAUUGAAUUGAUUGGUACUCUAGUUUUACCACUAGCUAUUUGUUUCACUAUUUAUGUUGUUAUCUUUGCCAUUGUUUCUCAUCCAACUCCAAUCAUUACUUUAAUUUUAUUGGCGAUUAUUUUAGGAUUGCCAGGUAUGAUUGUUGUUAUUACAGCAACUUCCUGGUCUUAUCUAGGUUGGAUGUUCUGUUAUUUGAUUGCACUUCCAAUCUGGAACUUUGUUUUACCAUCAUAUGCAUACUGGAAAUUUGAUGAUUUUUCAUGGGGUGAUACAAGAACAAUUGCGGGAGGUAAUAAGGGAGCUGGUGGGCAUGGUGAAGAAGACGGUGAAUUUGAUCAUAGUAAAGUUAAGAUGCGUACUUGGAGGGAGUUUGCUCGUGAGGAAUCUGAUAUUUGA
Nakaseomyces glabratus is the source of this 3492-nucleotide messenger RNA. RefSeq names its product chitin synthase CHS3 (gene CHS3). NCBI's taxonomy places the organism in Eukaryota, Fungi, Ascomycota, Saccharomycetes, Saccharomycetales, Saccharomycetaceae. Gene Ontology annotation, molecular function: chitin synthase activity. The record is from RefSeq and is a predicted model, not a curated record. Gene Ontology annotation, cellular component: cell septum; cell periphery.